Molecule: messenger RNA, 1151 nt
Organism: Trichogramma pretiosum
Lineage: Eukaryota; Metazoa; Arthropoda; Insecta; Hymenoptera; Trichogrammatidae
Exons: 3
Coding region: 572-1069 (165 amino acids)
Molecular function (GO): structural molecule activity
Source: RefSeq, a predicted model, not a curated record
CACUUUCUGCUGCCGGCUUUUGUUUAUUUCGCAAGUGUGAUGCACGAGUGAAAUUUCACAGUACAGCGAUCGGUAUCACAAUUAUCAAAUUCAAGUAGGAGUUGUUCGAAGUAACGUUCGUCGCAGUAACUUCAUUUUAAAGUGCAAUUGCGUUACAAUAAUUUGACACUCAUGGUAAAUAUAUACUCACAGAAUACGUAAAAAGGAGUGUACCAAGACUUUCAUUCUAUUGGUUCCAGAAUCAAGCAAACCCAUUGUACGUCGUGCUCAAAAACCCGUGUGUAGGGAAAGCGAUACUUGAGGCUUACGAAAUACAUUGUUUUCUCCAACAACAAAAAACACAAUAAAUAAACUGUCGAGGCUCAUUAUCAGUAACAUACAAAAUAUAACAUAACACAAAUUCUCUGACGUAUGUGAUAUACAAAAAUAAGAAAACUAUCUUGUAGCUCGUUUACGAACGUUUACGAAUUGUUGUGUCGGCGUAUGAAGUAAACUUGACGAAUAUUUGCACGAAGAUUACUGAAAAAAACAAGUUUUAUCGUCGGCACUAUUAUCAUAUUAUAUCGACAAUAUGAGCGGCUCUCGCUACGAGCCGUGGCACGCGCGGCACAGGGUGCAGUCGCUCCACCUCUGGUGCAAUCCGGAGCACCUCGUGCAGCGUCUGGUCAAAGCACGCACGAUAAAUUUCUACAUCAAACAGGAGCGUCGAUCGGUCUACUUGAGCCUGGGAUGCGUGACAUUCGAUGUGAAUAAGCGCUUCCCCGACCGCACAACGCUGGUCAACACGUCCGAGGGUCGCUGCGCCGAGCUGCUCGACCAGAUUCACCACUCUCUAAAUGUCGUCGACGCUCUACUGGAGGACUACGCGAUCGCGCAUCAAGCUGCGAAGGAGUACAUGCAAGCGGUGCACAGUCUGUUGAGUAUACUGUCGUCGUUGGGCAACAAGGAUUUCGAUCCCGAGGCGUACAACAUCCACGACAGGGCCAGCUUCGAGAAGAAGUACUCGUUGACCUGGGUAGAGAAACCGCCGACCACGCCAGUCGAGCCCAAUUUAAGUUUAAACUGGUAGUCGAAUCAUUGUAUGACCUUUAAUGAAGUAAAAUUUCGCUUUGUUACACAUUCAUAAUUAUUGUUAUUACAUUAUUAUUAAA